AUGGCUCCUGCUAAACUCGAUAAAAAACCAAUCAAUUGGACAAACAUCUUGCUUGGUUCGGCUUUGAACUUGUUUGAAGUCUCCACCUUGGGCCAGCCCUUGGAAGUCACAAAGACCACAAUGGCUGCCAAUAGAUCCUAUGGUAUCCUCCAGGCAAUGAAACACAUUUGGUCAAGAGGGGGCCCGUUAGGCUUUUACCAGGGUUUGAUUCCAUGGGCUUGGAUCGAGGGUGGAACCAAAGGUGCUGUUCUACUAUUCGUUUCUUCCGAAGCAGAAUAUCAGUUCUUGAGAUUCGGCACUAGUAACUUCACUGCUGGAAUCGCUGGUGGUAUGUUGGGUGGUGUGGCCCAAGCUUAUGCCACCAUGGGCUUUUGCACUUGUAUGAAAACCGCUGAAAUCACCAGAGCUAAAUCUGCUGGCCUGGGUCCUCAAAAGUCAACUUUUCAGUUUUUCAUGGACAUAUGGAGGAAAGAAGGUAUUAGAGGCAUAAAUAAAGGUGUCAAUGCAGUUGCCAUAAGACAAUGCACUAAUUGGGGUUCAAGAUUCGGUUUAUCAAGACUAAUUGAAGAUGGUAUAAGAAGUCUAAGAGGUAAAUCCCACAAUGACACUUUAUCCUUCUCUGACAAAAUCAUUGCUUCGGCUUUAGGUGGUGGUCUAUCUGCUUGGAACCAACCCAUUGAAAUUAUCAGAGUGGAAAUGCAAUCUCAAAGUUCGGAUCCAAAAAAACCAAAGAACUUAGGCACCGUUGGUACCCUCAAGUAUAUUUAUAAAACUUCUGGUAUCAAGGGUCUCUACACAGGCGUAACUCCAAGAGUCUUACUAGGUGUUUGGCAAACUGUAGUCAUGGUUGGUUUAGGUGAUUUGGCCAAAUCUUAUGUCGAAGAAAAGAAAAAUAAGAAAAAACUACUUCCAAACUAA
This is a messenger RNA of Ascoidea rubescens DSM 1968, 918 nucleotides long. RefSeq names its product mitochondrial carrier protein. Lineage: Eukaryota; Fungi; Ascomycota; Saccharomycetes; Ascoideales; Ascoideaceae. Bases 1 to 918 code for a protein of 305 amino acids. The record is from RefSeq and is a predicted model, not a curated record. The transcript has a single exon. Gene Ontology annotation, cellular component: mitochondrion. Gene Ontology annotation, biological process: mitochondrial citrate transmembrane transport; alpha-ketoglutarate transport. Gene Ontology annotation, molecular function: tricarboxylate secondary active transmembrane transporter activity.